CGGCGGCGGCGACACCGAGUGGAAGGCAAAAUGGCGGCGGCGGCGGCAACGUCCUGGUGCUGAGGCGAGAGCAAGGUCCCCGCGACCCUCGCGACGGGCCGCGCUGGCCCGCGGCAGCCCCCCGGCGUCUUUCCCCGCCUUGGCCCUCAGGGGAUACGCAGGGUCCCUGGGAAGGCUUCCGGCCGCCUCGGCGCCCCCUCUCCGGCCCGUGGCCGCUGUCCGGGAGCCCCGCAAUCCUUUGCAGGGUUAAUUAUUUAAAUGAUAAAGAAUUUUAACAUUCCAGAGGACUUCUGCAAAGGAUCUUUUGCAGUUUUGCUCAAGAGAAGACUCUGAACCUAUCAGGUGGCUCCUAAAGUCUUUUGUGUGGGUUAUAAAUAUAGAUGUUUUCAUGAAGAGAAGUGAAAAGCCAGAAGGAUAUAGACAAAUGAGGCCUAAGACCUUUCCUGCCAGUAACUACACUGGCAGCAGCCGGCAAAUGCUGCAAGAAAUUCGGGAAUCCCUUAGGAAUUUAUCCAAACCAUCUGAUGCUGCAAAAGCUGAGCAUAACAUGAGUAAAAUGUCGAUUGAAGAUCCUCGACAAGUCAGAAAUCCACCCAAAUUUGGGACUCAUCAUAAAGCUUUGCUGGAAAUUCGAAACUCUCUACAACCAUUUGCAAAUGAAACAAGUCGCAGUACUUCAGAGGUUAAUCCACAAAUGUUUCAAGACUUACAAGCUGCUGGGUUUGAUGAGGAUAUGGUUAUACAAGCUCUUCAGAAAACUAAUAACAGAAGUAUAGAAGCUGCGAUUGAAUUCAUUAGUAAAAUGAGUUACCAAGAUCCUCGACGGGAACAGAUGGUUACGGCAGCUGCCAGACCUAUUAAUGCCAGUUUGAAACCAGGGAGUGUGCAACAAUCAGUUAAUCGCAGACAAAGCUGGAAAGGUUCUAAAGAAUCCUUAGUUCCUCAGAGACAUGGCCCACCACUGGGAGAAAGUCCAGCCUAUCGUUCUGAAAGUCCCAACUCGCAGACAGAUGUAGGGAAACCUUUGCCAGGAUCUGGUAUUACAGCAUUUGCUCCAGCUCACCCUAGCAACGGACAGAGAGUGAACCCCCCUCCACCUCCUCAAGUAAGGAGUGUCACUCCUCCACCGCCCCCAAGAGGCCAGACUCCUCCUCCUAGAGGUACAACUCCACCUCCCCCCUCCUGGGAACCAAACCCUCAAACGAAACGCUACUCUGGGAAUAUGGAAUAUGGAAUCUCCAGAAUUUCUCCUGUUCCACCUGGAGCCUGGCAGGAGGGCUAUCCUUCAUCACCUCUGAACACAUCCCCAAUGAAUCCUCCUAAUCAAGGACAGAGAGGCAUUAGUUCUGUUCCUGUGGGCAGACAACCAAUUAUCAUGCAGAGUUCUAAUAAAUAUAACUUCCCACCAGGGAGACCUGGAAUUCAGAAUGGUAGUGGUCAAACUGAGUUUAUGAUACACCAAAAUGUCCCUGCUAGUGCGGUGAAUCGGCAGCCACCCCCUCCGUAUCCUUUGACCCCAACUAAUGGACAGACAGGGGGAUCUGCUGCUCCUUCAUCAUAUACAAAUGGAAAUAUUCCUCAGUCUAUGAUGGUGCCAAAUAGGAAUAGUCAUAACAUGGAACUUUAUAACAUUAAUGUUCCUGGACUGCAAACAACUUGGCCUCAGUCAUCUUCAGCUCCAGCCCAGUCAUCCCCAAGCACUGGACAUGAAAUCCCUACAUGGCAACCUAACAUACCAGUGAGGUCAAAUUCUUUUAAUAACCCAUUAGGAAAUAGAACAAGUCAUUCUGCUAAUUCUCAGCCUUCCGCUACAACAGUCACUGCUAUUACACCAGCUCCAAUUCAACAGCCCGUGAAAAGCAUACGCGUAUUAAAGCCAGAACUACAGACUGCUUUAGCACCUACACACCCUUCUUGGAUACCACAGCCAAUUCAAACUGUUCAACCUAGUCCUUUUUCUGAGGGUACUACUUCAAAUAUGACUGUUAUGCCGCCUGUUGCUGAAGCUCCAAACUAUCAAGGUCCACCACCACCUUAUCCAAAACAUUUGCUACACCAAAACCCACCUGUUCCUCCAUAUGAAUCAAUCAAUAAACCUAACAAAGAGGAUCAGCCGGGCUUGCCCAAGGAAGAUGAGGGUGAAAAAAGUUAUGAAAGUGUUGAUAGUGGGGAUAAAGAAAAGAAACAGAUUACAACUUCACCUAUCACCGUUAGGAAAAACAAGAAAGAUGAAGAGCGAAGGGAAUCUCGUAUUCAAAGUUAUUCUCCUCAGGCAUUUAAAUUCUAUAUGGAGCAACAUGUAGAAAAUGUUCUCAAAUCUCAUCAGCAGCGUCUACAUCGUAAAAAACAAUUGGAGAAUGAAAUGAUGCGGGUUGGAUUAUCUCAAGAUGCCCAGGAUCAAAUGAGAAAGAUGCUUUGCCAAAAAGAGUCUAAUUACAUCCGUCUUAAGAGGGCUAAAAUGGACAAAUCUAUGUUUGUGAAGAUAAAGACACUAGGAAUAGGAGCAUUUGGCGAAGUCUGUCUAGCAAGAAAAGUGGAUACUAAGGCAUUGUAUGCAACAAAAACUCUUCGAAAGAAAGAUGUUCUGCUUCGAAAUCAGGUUGCUCAUGUUAAAGCUGAGAGAGAUAUCCUCGCUGAAGCUGACAAUGAAUGGGUAGUUCGUCUAUAUUAUUCAUUCCAAGAUAAGGACAAUUUAUACUUUGUCAUGGACUACAUUCCUGGGGGUGAUAUGAUGAGCUUACUAAUUAGAAUGGGCAUCUUUCCAGAAAAUCUGGCACGAUUCUACAUAGCAGAACUUACCUGUGCAGUUGAAAGUGUUCAUAAAAUGGGUUUUAUUCAUAGAGAUAUUAAACCUGAUAACAUUUUGAUUGAUCGUGAUGGUCAUAUUAAAUUGACUGACUUCGGCCUCUGCACUGGCUUCAGAUGGACACAUGAUUCUAAGUACUAUCAGAGUGGUGACCAUCCACGGCAAGAUAGCAUGGAUUUCAGUAGCGAAUGGGGUGACCCCUCUAACUGUCGAUGUGGAGAUAGACUGAAGCCACUAGAGCGGAGAGCUGCACGCCAGCACCAACGAUGUCUGGCACACUCUUUGGUUGGGACUCCCAAUUACAUUGCUCCUGAAGUGUUGCUACGGACAGGCUAUACACAAUUAUGUGACUGGUGGAGUGUUGGUGUAAUUCUUUUUGAAAUGUUGGUGGGACAGCCUCCUUUCUUGGCACAAACUCCAUUAGAAACGCAAAUGAAGGUUAUCAACUGGCAAACAUCUCUUCACAUUCCACCACAAGCUAAACUGAGUCCUGAAGCCUCUGAUCUUAUAAUUAAACUUUGCCGAGGACCAGAAGAUCGCUUGGGCAAGAAUGGUGCUGAUGAAAUAAAAGCUCAUCCAUUUUUUAAAACAAUUGAUUUCUCUAGUGACCUGAGACAACAGCCUGCUUCAUACAUUCCUAAAAUCACACAUCCAACAGAUACAUCAAAUUUUGAUCCUGUUGAUCCUGAUAAGUUAUGGAGUGAUGAUAAUGAGGAAGAAAAUGUAAAUGACACUCUGAAUGGAUGGUAUAAAAAUGGAAAGCACCCUGAACAUGCUUUCUAUGAAUUUACCUUUAGGAGGUUUUUUGAUGACAAUGGCUACCCAUAUAAUUAUCCAAAGCCCAUUGAAUAUGAAUAUAUUAAUUCACAAGUCUCAGAGCACCAGUCAGAUGAAGAUGAUCAGCACACAGGCUCAGAGAUCAAAAAUCGUGAUCUAGUGUAUGUUUAAUACACUAGGAAAUAAUUGUAAUGAGGAUUUUUAAGAAGGCCUGAAAUGCAGGGAUUUUUGAGGCUCUAAGGGUAAAAUUAUGCAAAUGUGACAGAGCUGUGUGUGUGCUCUGUGCACAAUAUUUUAUAUUCCUAAAUUAUGGGAAAUCCUUUUAAAAUGUUAAUUUAUUCCAGCGUUUAUAAUCAGUAAUUUAGAAAAAAAAUUGUUAUAAAGUAAAUUAUGAACUGAGUAUCAUAGCCAGUUCUUGGUACUUAAAGUACUGAAAAAAAAAAAAUAGUGUGCUUUGUUUAAAAAGGAGAAGCCUGGUAUCUAUUUGUACAUAUGCUAAAUAAUUUUAAAAGACAAGAGUUUUUGAAAGGUUUUUGAAAGACAGUUUUAGUUUUAUUUUGCUUUAACCAAAUAUGAAAUAUGCCCCACAUUUACAAAGCUUUUCCCCCCUCCCAUAGCCUUGUUUUUGGUACAAAAUAAGCUAUAGAAAUUAAGCCAUCAUGGUGGUGAGUUUUCCUAGGCUAAUAUUCUGUAUAAUUCACAUCUUGAAACUAAGAAAUACAGGGUUGACAGGGUUGAAAUAGUAUGUUCAUCACAAGGGAAAAAUAGAUAAACUUCAUUUUUUUCCCUCUGUGGAAUAUUUAAUCUAGCAUUUGUUUCUCAAGAAUUACUGGCAUUAAAAGAAGCAAAGCACUACCAUUUUUUUCUUUCCACAUUGGUAUUUUUAAUGCUGCUUCCAGGUGGGGUGUUUUUUUUUCUUUUUUCUUUUUGCAUUUUAUGAAAUUUUUACUAUUUGGGUCGAAGUGUUGUAGAUGAUUACAGUCAGAAUGUUAUUUCACAGAAUCCCAGUUCUUGAAUUUUUCUUGAUACUUGUUUUAGAGAUUCCUGUAUAUGUUAGAUUGCUACUCUGAGAAGACUUUUUAGGCCUCCUUUCUUUACCUUCAGAAAUUAGUUUGCUUUGAAAUUAAAACCACUAACAGCAUAUUCUUCUGCAGUCUAUCCAUAGUUAUCUUGGGAAAUACAUCAGUACCUUACUGGAGAAGACUGACUGUAUUUGUGGAUACAUAUUUACAUCAAGCAUGAGGGCUCCUUUCAUCUUAUCAACUACAUGUUUGCAUCUAUUUACUAAAAAUUCCCACCAUUUGCUGUUUCUACUGCUUCCAGUUCAUAAAGGGGAACAUAGCUGCCAUUUUUUAUACUAAGAGCUAAGAUCUUCCGUAUUUUUACUUCACAAUUUACAAAAUGGUUUCCACCAUCCU
Pteronotus mesoamericanus is the source of this 5001-nucleotide messenger RNA. RefSeq names its product large tumor suppressor kinase 1 (gene LATS1). Gene Ontology annotation, molecular function: protein serine/threonine kinase activity; protein binding; ATP binding. Lineage: Eukaryota; Metazoa; Chordata; Mammalia; Chiroptera; Mormoopidae. The transcript has 8 exons. The record is from RefSeq and is a predicted model, not a curated record. Gene Ontology annotation, biological process: G1/S transition of mitotic cell cycle; peptidyl-serine phosphorylation; hippo signaling. Gene Ontology annotation, cellular component: spindle pole. Bases 389 to 3754 code for a protein of 1121 amino acids.